AUGUGCUACAAUUGUGGCCAACCGUUCAACGGGCGUCAUCGUCGUUAUUGUCCGGCAAUUGAUGUGGUUUGUGCUGGAUGCGGUCGGCGUGGUCAUUUCAGAAAGUACUGCAAGGCAACGAAAUACGAUAACAAGAACAGCAACCGAACUGGCAAUAACAGAGGCAGUAACCAGACUAUAUCAGCGCCAUCGUCGAGCACAUCGAAGUAUGAUGCGAAGCAAAGAGAUAAUGUACACAUGUUAAACUGGACCGAUGCAGUUGCAAAUAAACGGUACUUUAACGUGGUAGAUUACAGCUCAAACGAAAUAAAAAUUCAUGGCCAGGUAAAACUAGAGUGUGUAGAUGAUAGUAAAGGAACAAUUCAUUCUGCUGAGUUCCUCGUUGUGGACGAUUCUUUUGAGCCGUUACUGGGGCUUGGGUCAUGCAUUGCCUUCGGGCUUAUAGGACGUUUGAAUAGCCUUCAGUCCUCAAUGUCAUUUCCUGCUGAAAGAGAAAAGUUCAUUGAAGCUAAUUCCGAUGUUUUUGAAGGAUUAGGAAAGCUUCCAGGUACUCGUACUAUUGUACUUAAAGACAAUGUUGUUCCGUCUUUACAUUACAAAAAACGUAUCCCAAUGAGUUUGCAUGAACGCCUUAAAACGGAACUUGGCACUAUGGAAGCUCAGGGCAUUAUCAGUCCGGUCGAUUAUCCAACAGAUUGGGUUAACAAUAUGCAGAUUGUAGAAAAGCCUAACGGUACUUUACGCAUUUGUCUGGAUCCAAAACCCCUAAAUGCUUGUAUCAAGAGAGAGCAUUAUCUCAUCCCAAAGUCUGAGGAUCUGCUUAGCCGUAUGUCAGGAAAACGUGUAUUCACUGUGUUGGAUCUUCGUAAUGGUUUUUGGCACAUGGAAUUGGAUCGACAAAGUUCGGAUCUAACUACAUUCAUGACCCCGUUUGGCCGGUUUCGCUGGAAUCGUCUUCCGUUUGGAAUAAGCAGCGCGCCAGAACUUUUUCAAAAACGCAUGGUUCAAUUGUUUGGGGAUAUUCCUGGGGUAGAAGUAUACUUCGACGAUGUUGCUAUAGCUGCAAAGAAUCUGGAAGAACAUGACAAAACGUUAGCUAUUGUUCUCGAGCGGGCGAGGAAAAAUAAUAUAAAGUUCAACUCAGUUAAAACACAAUACAGAUCUGACACUGUCAAGUUCAUGGGUCAUGUGAUGUCUGACGGCAAAAUAUGGCCUGAUCAAUCAUAUAUAACUGCAAUUACCGACAUGCCAAAACCGAAGACAAAAUCCGACAUUUUCAGGCUACUUGGACUGCUGAAAUAUUUAGGGAAAUUCAUUCCUAAUCUAUCCAAGCGCACAGCCGCAUUAAGAGAACUGUCUCGAAACGAUGUCGAGUGGUCAUGGACUGAAGUGCAUGACCGCGAACUCGGAGAUCUUCAACGUUCGAUAACUAGUGCACCGAUUUUAGCCAUAUUUGAUCCAGAUAAACCAGUUGUUGUUCAAACCGAUAGUUCGAAAGAUGGACUAGGAAGUGUACUAAUCCAAGAUGGAAUGCCUGUGGCCUAUGCAUCUCGCACCCUAUCCAAAAGCGAACAAAAAUGGGCUCAGAUUGAAAAGGAGCUUCUUGCAAUCGUGUUUGCUUGUGAACGGUUCCAUUUCUUUCUGUACGGUCGCGCGUUUUUGGUGCAAUCAGAUCAUAAACCCCUCGAGUCCCUGGUGAAACGUGAUAUAGACGACGUGACACCUCGUCUCCAAAGAAUGUUCCUACACUUAUUGAAGUACCCUGGAAUUUGUAUAAAAUACACCCCUGGCAAGGAUAUGCUAGUGGCUGAUUGUCUUUCUCGAGCAGCCCUUUCUGGACAUGGGGAUUUAAGUGAGGAACUGUCUGGUAUGAUCCAUGCAAUAUCUCAAAAUGUGUGUCUAUCACCGGACAAUUAUAAACUGUACGUGGAAACAUUGGAUAAUGAUGAACGUUACCGUCGCAUUAUUGGAUAUGUGGAGCAUGGCUGGCCGUUUUACCACCAAUUGGAUGAUCUUAGUCAGCUGUUCUAUAAGCAUCGUCACCUAUUACAUUAUGAGAACGGAUUGUUAUUUAAGGAGCAUCGUCUAGUUAUUCCGACAUCGUUACAAUCAACAAUAACUAAGUGGCUUCACGCACCUCAUUUAGGAGUGGAAAAAACUCUGGCUCGCGCUAGAUCACAAUUCUUUUGGCCAGGAAUGUCAAACGAUAUUAGUGAAUUUGUUAAAGGAUGUAGUGUUUGUGAAAAGUUUACUCGUAAUAUUCAAAAAGAACCACUCCAUCAAGGCUCUCCUCCAAACUAUCCAUUUCAGUGUGUUGGUAUCGACUUGUACGAAUAUGCAGGCCACGACCAUGUUGUGAUUGUUGAUGCUUAUUCAGGAUUUGUCAUCUCAAGACAGUUGGGUGAAAAAUCUGCCCGCCAUGUGAUUAAUGUGCUUGAUCGUGUUUUUUGUGAUUAUGGAUAUACUACACAAAUCAGGAGUGAUAAUGUCCCGUUUAAUUCGUCUGCGUUUGACUCGUAUGCUAACAAGUGCAACAUUGAAUUCAUAUUUUCAAGCCCUCGAUAUCCACAAAGCAAUGGCUUAGCAGAAAAGGGAGUAGCUAUUGCGAAGAACAUCCUCAAAAGGUGUUAUGAAGUUGGUGAUGUUGAAUCUUUUCGGUAUCGUUUGCUCGAAUACAAUACCACUCCAGUAGAUAGUAUGAACCUUUCCCCCGCUCAACUGUUCUUUGGGCGCCAACUCAAGUCUCGUCUUCCUACGUCCAGUGAAUUGCUAGUCCGUAAUAAUUUGAAAGAGGAUCAUGUCGCAGAAAGGAUUAAUCGUAAGCGCAGGAAUCAAAAGCAUUACUACGACCGUUCAUCGAAACCAUUACCUGUCUUGGAAAUCGGUGAGAAUGUGAUUUUUAAAAAGAACGGCAAAGAGUGGCACUACGGACAAAUAGUUCGGAUUGUUAACAACCGACCAUACAUUGUGAGGGAUUGUUACGGGAAUCACUUCCGACGAAAUAGGCGAUUCAUUGCUAAAACAAUAAACAAAGACAAUAACACUAGUGAUUUGCUGUAUGAAGAGCACUUUACAAAGUAUUUGAACCGUCCUGAUCAUCCAGCAAGAACGAUUGUUACGCCAUCUCUUUGUACUGAGCAUUCUGAGCAGGAUCAUCAGCCUUCUGUAAGUAACGAGCUACAGGAUGUUGAAUGUUCAGAGUCACGGUCGCCUGAUUCAUCGCUAUGUCUUGAAACCGACAGUUUCUACUCAGCAGAUGACUCUGAAAUACCUAGUGAUUCUGAACUAACCAAUGCUAUGUCUGACUCAGAAGGGUCAUCUUUGAAUAAUGCCUAUAAAACGCGCAGUGGACGAGUACUCACGUGUUGUGGACCGCACAGGAAACGACCGAUCGGCAGCUCGAUUGCAUCAGAUGUACUUUUAAGACUCGCUGGCAGGUUCGGAUUCCUAUCCAUGCGGCAAUCCGGUCAGGACCAGGCUGAGUUUGGAUCGGCGAUGCAGUGA
Messenger RNA from Topomyia yanbarensis, 3504 nucleotides. RefSeq lists its product as uncharacterized. Lineage: Eukaryota; Metazoa; Arthropoda; Insecta; Diptera; Culicidae. The transcript is spliced from 3 exons. The coding region runs from base 1 to 3504 and encodes 1167 amino acids. The record is from RefSeq and is a predicted model, not a curated record. Gene Ontology annotation, molecular function: nucleic acid binding; zinc ion binding. Gene Ontology annotation, biological process: DNA integration.